AAUAAGUGUUACUUUGGCAAAAUCAAAUUAUCUCCAAAUAAGUGCUUAUUUUAGUAGUUCAAGAAGGAAAAAGUUUGUAUGUUUUCUUCCAAAGUAUAAUAUCUUCUUAAUCGUGUUCAAUUUUUCAAGAAAACAAAGGUGACUUAUUAAACUGCAUAUUGCAUUUUAAUGAAUUUUUAAUAAACUUAAAAUCACACUUAUUUUGAGAUAGACAAAGUAUAACGUACAAACAAAGUGAGUGCCUUUUAUGCUCCAUAAAAUAAAGUAGGAUUGUGGUUGGUUAAAAAGUAGCAACCAGUUUUUAUUUAUCUGUAACUGUACCUGCUGCUAGUUUAUGCUCCAUUUCAGCUUCCCAAGGAGUAUAUAAAGCAGCAGUUAAGGAUAGAGUUAAAAAUAGUAUAGAAGCUAUGGAAAAGAAAACAACAAGUUUUAGAGAUGAGGAUACUGAGAAAGAGCCUGAAAUUAACUACAGAGGAGUGAAAGCCAUGCCAUUUAUCAUUGGAAAUGAAACUUUUGAGAAACUUGGAGCAAUUGGGACACUGUCCAACUUGUUGAUAUACCUCACAUCAGUUUUCAACUUGAAGCAUAUCUCAGCUGUUACUCUGAUCAAUAUUUUCAAUGGAACAACAAAUUUCGCCACUUUGCUUGGAGCUUUCUUAUCGGAUACUUAUUUCGGUCGUUACAAGACUUUGGGAUUUUCAUCCAUUACUUCAUUUCUGGGGUUGUUUGUGAUAACAUUAACAGCAGUAUUCAAGAAAUUGCAUCCUCCUCACUGUGAAUCUAAAGAUAUCAGUCAAUGUAUAGGACCAACAGGAUGGCAAAUGGCUUUUUUGUUGAGUGGAUUCGGGCUACUGAUUAUAGGAGCAGCUGGGAUUAGACCAUGUAACUUAGCCUUUGGUGCAGACCAAUUCAAUCCUAAUACAGAGUCUGGUAAAAGGGGUAUCAAUAGUUUUUUUAAUUGGUACUUUUUCACCUUAACAUUUGCACAAAUGGUGUCUGUGACACUUGUGGUUUAUGUGCAAUCCGACAUAAGCUGGUCCAUCGGAUUAGCUAUUCCUGCAAUGUUCAUGUUGAUUUCAUGUUUCCUCUUCUUUGGUGGCACUAAAAUUUAUGUAAAAGUGAAACCAGAGGGAAGUCCGUUGACAAGUAUAGCGCAAGUCGUGGUCGUUUCUAUCAAGAAAAGAAGGCUAAAAUUACCGGAGCAACCUUGGAAAUCACUGUUCAAUUACACUCCUCUCAAGUCCAUCAAUUCCAAGCUGCCUUACACUCAUCAAUUCAGGUUUCUUGACAAGGCUGCAAUAGUAACACCAGAAGACCAACUCAAGUCAGAUGGAUCAGCAGUAAAUCCAUGGAACCUAUGCAGUUUGCAGCAAGUGCAAGAAGCUAAAUGUGUUAUAAGAGUAAUUCCUAUUUGGGCUGCAGCAAUUAUAUAUCAUGUUGCAAUAGUUGAGCAGCAACAAUUUGUUGUCUACCAAGCUCUUCAAUCAAACAGACAUGUUGGCACCAGCAACUUCCAAAUUCCAGCAGCAACUUACACUAUUUUCUCCAUGUUAAGUCUCACUCUCUGGAUACCCAUAUAUGACCGUAUAGUCGUGCCAUUACUCCGAAGAAUCACUGGAAAAGAAGGUGGCAUAACAAUCCUUCAAAGAAUGGGAUUUGGCAUAUUCCUCACUGUUCUAUCAUCCCUCGUAUCUGCAUUCAUCGAGAAACGAAGGAGAAACCUAGUUUUCACAAGUCCAGCAUUAGGGCUACAUUCAGAAAGAGGACUAGUUUCUUCCAUGUCAGCUUUAUGGUUGGUUCCUCAGUUAUCCUUAGCAGGACUUGCAGAGGCAUUUUGCGCGAUUGGACAAGUGGAAUUCUACUACAAACAGUUCCCAGAAAAUAUGAGAAGCAUAGCAGGGUCUUUCCUCUUCUUGGGAAUGGCUGCUUCGAGUUACUUGAACAGCUUACUGAUCUAUAUUGUUCACAACACAACAGGAAAGGCGAAAACAGGCAAUUGGCUACCGGAAGACCUUAACAAGGGGAAAUUGGAUUACUUCUAUUUCUUAAUUACCGCGCUGGGAAUCAUGAAUGUCGUGUAUUUCAUAAUAUGUGCUAGGUGGUACAAGUACAAGGGAAGUGAUGACACCAGCUCUGUAGAAUUGGAAAUGGAAAGGAAACACUUUGUUUGACGGAUUAAAACCAAAUGAUCGAAUAGUAUGCCAUACCAAUUUUUAGCAGCCAAUUCAUAUUUGGAUUGAAAGAAGUUGUAAUAGGAAAGCUUAAAACGAAAUAGCCUGAAAUUCGCGCUCCCUCCUUGAAUGGGAAGAUGAAGUGUAUCAACUAUAUCAAAGUCAUAUUAGUAGUAUUAGAAGCAUAUUUUAGCCAACUGAUAGAUUAUUUAUGAAAUACUUUCUCAAUGAACACUGUGUUUUGUUUCACCUUCUAAUGAUAAAAGUUUAGUUUACUGUAAGCA
This is a messenger RNA of Solanum pennellii, 2455 nucleotides long. Its product is annotated as protein NRT1/ PTR FAMILY 2.11-like. The coding region runs from base 408 to 2171 and encodes 587 amino acids. Gene Ontology annotation, cellular component: plasma membrane. Gene Ontology annotation, biological process: transmembrane transport. Gene Ontology annotation, molecular function: transmembrane transporter activity. The transcript is spliced from 4 exons. NCBI's taxonomy places the organism in Eukaryota, Viridiplantae, Streptophyta, Magnoliopsida, Solanales, Solanaceae. The record is from RefSeq and is a predicted model, not a curated record.